CUUCAUGGCCCCAAGAACAAGGAUACACGCCAGUGUCCUCGCCGUAAGACAUUAUUGAAUCCUCCUGAUAUCCCCAUUUCCGCGUUAUUACGCGCGAGAUCCAUACCCAACCAGCGUUUGGUGAAAGCGCUCGCGCUGAAAGAUGGAUGGUCUAGGCUCGUUGACGUCGCCGAAACCUGCGUGAACAGGUUCCUUCAGGCAGAAAGCCUCGAAUACGCCACCUUUGUGCGUUCGGUCACGCUCAGUGUCGUAUUGGCAGGUCUACUGGGCACAGAUAUUGAAGAUCUUGACCCCGCGGACGUGGCAUUCGUGACCAAAGCCAUCAACGAUCGUUGGGCGCAAUCCAAAUCGAGCACCGCUCUUACUACAGAAGUGCUCGAUCGCAUCAACCAUCACAUCAUUCAGAUGGCAGCAAUUGCGGUGGUAUAUUCUAACCGUAAUUGUCAGCUGCGCGAUGCAUUCAUGUCAUAUAAUGAGAAUCCCACCGACGUUCAGUUCCGCGCCUUUGCAAACGAAGGGACGGGAGCGCAGCCUAGUGUAGAGGCGAUCGUCAGUGAGGUUCUCCGACUCCAUCCCCCGACUCGUCACAUCACUCGCGCCGUAAUCGAUGUGGCUGACGUCGAAGAGGCACAGAAAUCUCUUGUCUUCGGAAGCGAUACUGAAUCCUUCAAUCCUAUGCGGUUCCACGAGAACCAUUCCGCUCCCACAAGGGAUCAGCUGUAUGCCUUUGGGCACGGAAGGCUGAAGUGCGUAGCGGCAAGCUGGGCACCACCAGCUGCAGCUGUCAUUACCGCGAAAAUCAUCGCCAAGUUGGACGGCGUCGCGUUCACGCUGCAGGAAGGACCGCACAUUGGGAAAAGGGAAGGAUGGGAGGGUUGGUCGAUCGAAAGAGUAUAA
Molecule: messenger RNA, 897 nt
Organism: Suillus subalutaceus
Lineage: Eukaryota; Fungi; Basidiomycota; Agaricomycetes; Boletales; Suillaceae
Exons: 4
Molecular function (GO): monooxygenase activity; oxidoreductase activity, acting on paired donors, with incorporation or reduction of molecular oxygen; iron ion binding
Source: RefSeq, a predicted model, not a curated record